This is a messenger RNA of Etheostoma spectabile (orangethroat darter), 1142 nucleotides long. RefSeq names its product solute carrier family 66 member 3 (gene slc66a3). The transcript has 7 exons. The record is from RefSeq and is a predicted model, not a curated record. The coding region runs from base 124 to 744 and encodes 206 amino acids. NCBI's taxonomy places the organism in Eukaryota, Metazoa, Chordata, Actinopteri, Perciformes, Percidae.
AAUGCAUCUACAUCGACACUGGUGACAGCGCAGCAGCAGCAGCAUCUGUUUGCCACUUUUAGCAAAAGUCCUGUGAGAUCUGGCGAUCUAAAGCUCGCAGUGAGCGGGUUGCAUCUCCAGACAAUGCCGUCCGAUAUGUUGCUGCAUGCCGCCAAUUUCAGCACACUGUUUGUGUGCAUGGUGCUGAAGUUCCCGCAGAUCUUUGCACUGAUGCGAGCGAAAUCCACGGCUGGAGUCAGCCUCAACAGUCUUCUCCUAGAGUUGAUCGGGUAUAUUGUUUUUGUAACGUACCAGAUGUACUAUGACUACCCACCUCCAACAUACCUGGAAUAUCCAAUCCUCAUUGCUCAAGAUGCCAUUCUUCUGCUCCUGAUCCUCCACUACAACGGCAGCCUGCGGCACAGCCUCAUCUACACCUUGCUGUUUGUUGGAGGUUGGAGGCUCCUCACUGUGGAGAAGUGGAUCAUAGAUUUGGCUAUGAGUCUGUGCACAUUCAUCAGUGCAGCCAGUAAAUUGGCCCAACUGCAAUGCCUGUGGAGGUCUAAGGAUGCUGGACAGGUUAGCGCCCUCUCCUGGGCUCUGGCUACCUACACAUGUAUGGCACGGAUUUACACCACCACUGUGACAACUGGAGACACGCAGGUUAUGGUGCGGUUCAUCGCCAUGACUUUGCUCAACAUGUGGGUGCUGCUCACCGUCCUCUACUACCAGAGACACAGCAGCAGGUCCAAGAAAGAGGACUAAGCUUUAGAGUGGGACCCUGAGACUGGCUGACCUGCAAACCUGCAGCUGACUCCCAUGGCACCCAGCUCUGUUCACAGCCAUGACUAAAACAGAAACUAUGAGUAACGGUUAUGCAGCUUUUGUAAUACUGACCCAUAAAAUGUGCUUUUUAUAUCAUUACCACCGUGUUGAACAUCUUUUUCUUUUUUCUUUUUAACAUUCCAGUGACUGGAAAUCUGCUUAAGCUUGUAGUGAGAGCAGAGACCAAUGCUUUGUCAUACUUUAUGUGACCAAAUGCAUUAGAUAGGGCAGCACAAGCAUAUCUGAUAUCUUACUACUCAGAAUGAGAAAUACUGUAUUUUGAAUGCGUUUAUAACUCCUUUUCUGAACUAUUUUAAUAAAGCGAACAUUCUAUCUUC